This is a messenger RNA of Carassius carassius (crucian carp), 1753 nucleotides long. RefSeq names its product cytosolic 5'-nucleotidase 1A-like. NCBI's taxonomy places the organism in Eukaryota, Metazoa, Chordata, Actinopteri, Cypriniformes, Cyprinidae. The transcript is spliced from 6 exons. Gene Ontology annotation, biological process: nucleotide metabolic process; adenosine metabolic process. The coding region runs from base 77 to 1174 and encodes 365 amino acids. Gene Ontology annotation, cellular component: cytosol; cytoplasm. Gene Ontology annotation, molecular function: magnesium ion binding; 5'-nucleotidase activity; nucleotide binding. The record is from RefSeq and is a predicted model, not a curated record.
GUGUUGAUGCUGAGAGUAACUCAAAUACCGCAGCAAGCAGGACACAACAAUUCUGUCCCCCUGACCCCAUAACAAUAUGAGCAAACCUGAAGGGACAGAGAGAGGAGGACAGUCCAAAUCCGACAACUGCGAAGAAAAAGACUGGGUAGCUGUAAAAGCGUUAUUUGACGAGGCAAAAACACCGAUGAAGCCCCGUCCGCCCAAACCUAGCAACGCUGUGACGAUUGCGGUGUCCUCGCGAACGCUGUUUAACAUGGUGAAGGAGAGGAAAGUGUUUGAAGAGGAGGGGCUGGAGAGGUACGUCGCGCACCAGCUAGAGCUCGAGGACCAGCCGUUUACCCCAGGAGUCUCGUUUCCUUUCGUUAAGGCCCUGAUGAAUGUAAAUGCCCGUUUAAGAGAACUAUACCCAGACAGUGAGGAGCUGUUUGAUAUUGUGUUGAUGACCAAUAACCAUGCCCAGGUCGGAGUUCGCCUCAUUAACAGCAUCAAUUACUAUGAUCUAACUAUAGAGAGAUUUUGCAUGACGGGUGGAGAGAGUCCAAUUGGUUACCUAAAGGCCUACAUGACCAACCUCUAUCUGUCCAAAGAUUCAAAGAAAGUACAAGAAGCUAUCGAAGAAGGAAUAGCAGCUGGCACGAUGUUCGCCUGUGACAGUGAGAAUGAGCUCAGUGACACUCAACUACGUGUAGCAUUCGACGGAGAUGCUGUUUUGUUUUCUGACGAGUCUGAGAUUAUCGUAAAGAAACACGGAUUGGAUACUUUUUUUAGGCAUGAGAAAGAGUUUGAGAACAAGCCUCUGGCUCAGGGCCCCCUGAAAUGUUUCCUUGAAGCACUGGGUAAACUCCAGCGCAAAUUCUAUGUAAAAAACCAACGAAUCAACUGCCCUAUUCGCACCUACCUCGUCACAGCUCGAAGUGCUGCCAGUGCUGGGGCCCGCGUUCUGAAGACCCUACGGAGCUGGGGGUUGGAGGUAGACGAGGCCCUCUUUUUGGCAGGGGCUCCUAAGGGGCCUCUCCUACAGAAGAUCAGGCCUCACAUCUUCUUUGAUGAUCAGAUGUUUCACAUUGAGGGUGCCCAGGAGCUUGGUACAAUCGCUGCUCAUGUGCCCUAUGGGAUUGGACAGAAGUAUCAUAAGGGGAAAUGCAUAGACACAAGUGAUGCCAAAAAGUUUUGAUGAUUAUCAAAUGCAAAUGUCAGAGUCCCAUGUCUUUAGGUACCUCAACACCUAUUCAGUGUCUUGCGUCUAUUCUAUACAAUAGUUAUAAAAAAAAUGUUUACUUAUAUUAAUAAUGAGCUGGGAAGUGAAGCACAUGAAUGAAAGCCUCUUCACAUUAGAGGUCAUUUUAUUUAUUUAUUUGCUUCAGAGAGUUUUGAACCUUGAUCUGUACAGAUAGUAUAAGUUAAAAAGAUCACUGGAACUGACCUUGUGUAUUAUGUAACGUAUAUUAGUAUGUAGCAUGUUAUGUGCUGUACUAAUCUGUCAGCACUAAGAGGUUAAAACUACUGUGCAUACUGCAGCCCUUUCUUUUUCUUUUGGAGAAUAAUUUGCAGUUACUGUAGAUGCAUUUACCAGCCUUUAUGCCUUGAUCAUUACAACUUUUUAAGAUGUUAAAUAGUUCAUUUUGAAUCAGAAAGAGAUUUAUUGCCAAGUGUGCUUACACACACAAGGAAUUUGUCUUGGUGACAGAAGCUUCCAGUGCACAGAUAGGAUGACAAGUGACAAGACACAGAUAACAAAAUUAAAAUGAGUAAG